This is a messenger RNA of Ostreococcus tauri, 879 nucleotides long. RefSeq names its product Clp protease proteolytic subunit /Translocation-enhancing protein TepA. The coding region runs from base 1 to 879 and encodes 292 amino acids. NCBI's taxonomy places the organism in Eukaryota, Viridiplantae, Chlorophyta, Mamiellophyceae, Mamiellales, Bathycoccaceae. Gene Ontology annotation, biological process: protein quality control for misfolded or incompletely synthesized proteins. The record is from RefSeq and is a predicted model, not a curated record. The transcript has a single exon. Gene Ontology annotation, molecular function: ATPase binding; ATP-dependent peptidase activity; serine-type endopeptidase activity. Gene Ontology annotation, cellular component: endopeptidase Clp complex.
AUGUCCACCGUGGGUCUCCACGUCGCGCGCGCGUCCACGGCGUCGAGCGCGCUGCGUGGGAACGGGACCACGGGACGGGGGCGCGGGACGGGGGGGCGGGCGCGCGCGCGCGCGGGCGCGGGGUCGUUCGGCGCGUACGGUGGGUUCGUCGAUGGGAAUAAGCUCCACGAUGGCUUGCGGCGGGGUGACGGACGCGCUCGGAGCAGGACGUUCGGGGAGACGGUGACGCGGGCGACGACGACGGCGACGCGCGGGGCGCGGGCGACGAAGACGAUGAUGCCGAUCGGCGUUCCCCGAGUGCCGUAUAAGACCCCGAACGAGAGCUCGUGGCAGUGGGUGGAUAUUUGGAACUGUUUGUACCGCGAGCGGAUCAUUUGGAUCGGGCAGACGAUCGACGAGGAGCUCGGGAACCAACUCGUGGCGACGAUGCUCUUCUUGGAUAGCGUGGACAGGAACAAGCCGAUGUAUCUGUACAUCAACAGCGAGGGGGGACAGAUCGUCCCGACGAUGGCGAUCAUGGACACGAUGAAACACUUAAAGGCGGAGGUCGGGACGGUCGGGUUCGGGAGCGCUCGAGCGAUGGGGGGUUUACUCCUGGCGAGCGGGAAGAAGGGCAAGCGCGCGGCGCUGCCGAACACGUGCAUCAUGCUUCAUCACCCCUCCGGCGUCGCUCGCGGGAGCGCAUCGGACGUUCAAAACGAAGGGAAGGAACUCAUGCGCAUCCGCUCUCAGAUCAACAAAAAAAUCUCCGACAUCACCGGCCGUCCCGUGGACGUCGUGAGCGAGGAGAUUCGCCGAGACAAGCAUUUCACCCCCGAGCAAGCGCUCGAGUACGGAAUCAUCGACAAAAUCUUAUAUCGACCUCGAGGUCCGCGCUAG